Molecule: messenger RNA, 11600 nt
Organism: Cololabis saira (Pacific saury)
Lineage: Eukaryota; Metazoa; Chordata; Actinopteri; Beloniformes; Belonidae
Gene: mark4a
Product: MAP/microtubule affinity-regulating kinase 4a
Exons: 18
Coding region: 494-2860 (788 amino acids)
Biological process (GO): intracellular signal transduction; protein phosphorylation; microtubule cytoskeleton organization
Cellular component (GO): cytoplasm
Molecular function (GO): ATP binding; protein binding; protein serine/threonine kinase activity
Source: RefSeq, a predicted model, not a curated record
GCCGCGCUGCCGGACAAACAUACAGGAUAUAAAUAUAAUAAAUAUACAAUAUCCGCGUCUGCAGCCGCGUCUGCAGCCGGGGGGGGGCGCAUCCGCGCCGCAUCCGCGCCGCCGCAGUUCAGGACCGAUCCCGCAUCCCAGCCCGCAUCCUGAUCCCGCAUCCCGUCCCGCAUCUGCUGCAGCAAAAAGGCCGAGAAUCUGCAGAGAAUCUGCAGAGAAUCUGCAGGAAACCGAGCAUGCAUCCCCGCUGAGGGCCAGUGAGGCCCCCAGGACCAGGACCAGGACCCGCACCAGGACCCGCACCCCCAGGAUCUCCACCCCCUCCCCGGCCAUGGCCUCCCUCCCCCGGAGCUCGGCUCCGCGGCCCCGGGCCCGCUGAUCAGCUGAUCCUCCGAUCAGCUGCGGGUUUAUUUAUUCUGCCGAGGAGCCCGUGAGCAGCAGCAGCCUGCGCGCAGGCGCACCGCGGUCUCCACUCAGGACACCGGGAGGAAACAUGUCUUCGAGGUCCGCGCUGCCCACCGGGGCCGGGCCGGACCGGGGGACCGGGCCGGACCGGGGGGCCGGAGAUCACCACGUCUCCCUGGGCUCCAGCCGCUCGGACAAGUCCACCAGCCAGUCCAGCCGCUCGCUGGGCGCUCGCUGCAGGAACUCCAUCGCCUCCUGCUCCGACGAGACGCCGCACAUCGGAAACUACCGCCUCCUCAAGACCAUCGGCAAGGGGAACUUCGCCAAGGUCAAGCUGGCGCGGCACAUCCUGACGGGAAAAGAGGUUGCAAUAAAAAUCAUUGACAAAACUCAGCUGAACCCGACGAGCCUUCAGAAGCUUUUCCGGGAGGUUCGAAUAAUGAAAGGCUUGAAUCACCCGAACAUCGUCCAGCUGUUCGAGGUGAUUGAGACGGACAAAACCCUUUACCUGGUGAUGGAGUACGCCAGCGGAGGGGAAGUGUUCGACUACCUCGUGUCUCAUGGGAGGAUGAAGGAAGUUGAAGCCAGAGCAAAGUUUAGACAGAUCGUCUCUGCCGUCCACUACUGCCACACCAAGAACAUCGUCCACCGAGACCUGAAGGCGGAGAACCUCCUCCUGGACGCCGACGCCCACAUCAAGAUCGCCGACUUCGGCUUCAGCAACGAGUUCACGCUGGGGAACAAGCUGGACACGUUCUGCGGCUCUCCGCCGUACGCCGCGCCGGAGCUGUUCCAGGGGAAGAAGUACGACGGGCCGGAGGUCGACGUGUGGAGUCUGGGCGUCAUCCUGUACACGCUGGUCAGCGGCUCGCUGCCCUUCGACGGCCAGAACCUCAAGGAGCUGAGGGAGCGUGUGCUGAGGGGAAAGUACCGCGUUCCCUUCUACAUGUCCACCGACUGCGAGGGAAUCCUGCGCCGGUUCCUGGUGCUGAACCCGACCAAGCGCUGCACGCUGGAGCAAGUCAUGAAGGACAAGUGGAUCAAUUCAGGGUACGAAGGGGAAGAUCUGAAGCCCCACAUAGAGCCGGUGGAGGACUACAGUGACCCGGCUCGUAUCGAGGUGAUGGUGGGAAUGGGCUUCACCUCAGAGGAAAUCAAAGACGCUCUGCUCAACCAGAAAUACAACGAGGUGACGGCCACGUACCUGCUGCUGGGCCGGAAAGGAGACGAGAGCAGCGACGCCCGGACCGCCAGCAGUCUGUCCCUGGCCCGGGUUCGGACCAACGCCAUCACCAACGGAACCAACAAGCACUCGUCGGCCACCGGCUCGUCCUCGUCCUCCACCUCGUCCUCGCACAGCAAGACGCAGCGCAGCACGUCCACGUACCACCGGCAGAGAAGACACAGCGACUUCUGCGGGCCCUCCAUGCCCGUCAUGCAGCCCAAGCGCAGCCCGACCAGCGCCGGCGAGCGGGAGCUGCGCGAGGGCCGGAUGCCGUCCAGGAAAGCUAGCUGCAGCGUGAUGGGUAGCCACAGCCUGCCGCCCUCUAGCCCCAUGGUUAGCAGCGCUAACAACCCCAACAAGUCGGAGAUCCCCGACCGCCGCAAGGACAUGACGGCUACCACGAAUAACAUCCCCGGCAGCACCAUGACGCGCCGCAACACCUACGUUUGCACGGACCGAUCCGGCGCCGACCGGCACUCGCUUCUGCAGAACGGCAAAGACAACAGCUCUCUGGGCCACCGUCUCCCAGCAGCCUCUCCUUCCACCCUCAGCAUGGCCGGAGCCGGAGCUGCUUCCUCGUCCUCGUCCUCGGACCGGUGCCGCCUCACCAGGGGCUCCACCAUCCGCAGCACCUUCCACGGGGGCCAGCUGAGGGACCGGGGCCCCCCGGUCUACUCCGGCCCCCCCACGUCCCCCACGCUGUCCCACCACGAAGCCAGUCCUCUCCCCCACGCCCGGACCCGGGCCACGUCCAACAUCUUCACCAAGCUGACCUCCAAGCUCACCCGCAGGGUCACAAAUGAAUCUGAGGGAAUCAGGAGAUUUGCGGUCACAAGUUGCCAUUUACCUGGGUAUCAAAAAGCGUCCGAGCCCCGGGCCGCCGGACGUGGCCGGGAUCUGAGGGCCGGGCGGCGCUGGGACCCGUCGGAGGCGGUCCUGGCCCGGCGGGACCCGUCGGAGGUGGUUCUGGCUCUGCGCGAGGCGGCGCUGGGCUGCGGCUGCCUGGUCCACCACUCCGGCCCGUUCCUGCUGUCCUGCAGCCACGGCGGCGGCGGCGUGGCGGCGGGCCGCGUGGCCUUCGAGGCCGAGGUGUGCCACCUCUCCGCCGGCACCGCCGGCACUGCCGGCACCGCCCAGACCUCCAACGGCGUCCGCUACACCCGACUCUGGGGGGCGCCGCUCGCCUUCCGGGACAUCGCCACCCAAAUCUCUAAGGACCUGGAACUAUGAGGGGGGGCGGCGUUGCUAGGAUACGAGCGUUUCCACGGAGAUGGAUGGAGGAAAUGAAACACACACACACACACACACACACACACACACACACACACACACACACUAGGGAUGCAGCGGUUCUCGGUAUAAAACCGAACCGUUCGGUUCUCCCUCCACGGUUCAAUACGCCCAUGUGUGCCGCGGAUUUUCGGUUUUGCCGUUAAUUUUGCACUAAUGCUUUACAAUCCGCGUGUUUUUGUGCCUGUCAGCUGCAGAACAGCUCCGCGAGUCACUGCUGUAGCUCCGCCCACUCCCCCUCGUAGCUCCGCCCACUCACCCCUCACACAGAGCAGACACGGAGCGGGGGAGUUGAGAGAAAAAAGUUCGAAGAAGCGCCGGCUUCAUUCAAAUCUCCGGUGGCAUCAUUUCGGUUUCGCUGUUGAUUACAACGACGGUGGAGUGAAAACUGUUAACAAAGCUUUUACUGUCUGUAAUGAUUGCUUGAGACCGGCUGGUGGAAGAUCAGAGUCUCCGCCUGGUCAGUGAAACGUUUCACUGACCGGCGGAGACGGCUCUGAUCGGGCCGGUUUAUUACAGGAAGGAAAUAAACAGCUUUACAGUCUUAAACAAACGCAGACUCCAACUCUAACGUCUCGGGAAAACUCUCCAACAACUUAAAUUAUAACACCUGAAGAACUCGGGGUUCAGCCUCCCUCCCUCUGCCACCACCGCUCCUUCAUGACAUCACGUGCAUUACUGUGACCGGCAGAGACGAGAGAAUUCAGGCUGAUCUCCCCAACUUUGUAACGGUCCCAUAUCAGGGUCGCUACAAUAUUUUGUAAUAAUUAUAAUUAUAAUAAUUUACAAUAUUUUCGCGGAGUGAAACCGUCCGGUUCACGCCCCCGGGUCGUCCAUAUAUUUCUGAUAAUGUACCUCGUCGGGCAUUUUCCCAUAUGUAUUUAGUAGUGUAUUCUUAAGUUACUGUACUGAGUUGUCAAGAUUAAGAGGCUGUUGACAAUGAAGAAUUAUAGUAAUUUACAUUUUGAAAAGUGACAAGAGAAAUAAACAGAUAAUUUUGGAAAAAAAAGCUCUCUCUCAUGCACAUAAAGGCUGAUUUAUGGUUCCUCGUUACACCAACGCAGAGCCUACGGCGUAGGGUACGCGGCGACGCGCAACGUACGCCGUAGGCUCUGCGUUGGUGUGACGAGGAACCAUAAUUCAGGUUUAACUUAAACCCAAACCGAACCGAAACCGAACCAAAACCGUGGCCCAAAAACUGAACCGUGGGCUACCUGAACCGUUGCACCCCUAAUAUAUAUAUAUAUUUAUAUAUAUAUACACAUAUAUAUUUAUACACACACACACACACACACACACACACACACACACACACACACACACACACACACUGACUAGCUAAGGGGCUGGACCCAGAAUAAAAAAGAACAAUCCUUUCCUUCUGUCUCUUACCAGGAAACCCCAACACUCACACACACUCUCACACACACUCUCACACACACACACACACACACACUCACACACACACACACACACUCCUGACCUUUGACCCAGACUGAAGCCCCGCCCCCUCCUGAAGCCCCGCCCCCUCCACCUAUCAAACUUCUCCACCGAGCUGCAGGAUCUGGAUCUGGAUCAGAAAAGCUACGUCAGUAUUUUUAACUUAGCCAUAAAGACUCUUCAUUUAUUUAUUUAUUAUUCUGCUCUGAAGGUUGUUGUUUCUUUAUUUUUAAAUCAACUGUCAUCAGUUUCACCACCACAGAAGAAGAACGUUGUCCAACAUCAGUGACCGACCCGUUCCAUUUAUAAGUUAAACUCCAAACACUUCCUGUUCAAUUCUUCACCGACGAUGAUCUGGUUUACGUCACCGUUUCCUGAAAAUGUCAUAAAUUUUUCACUUAACUCAAUCGAAACUGUAAUAAAACCCAAUAAUGUAAUAACUUCAGCAAUAAUGUAAUAAAACAUCCUGACGGAUAUUGUAAUAACAUUUUUACUGAUAAUUUAACACCUUAAUACGUUAUUGGGAAUUUAUUACAUGGAACUCAAAGUCUGUAAUUUAACCCAAUAUUCUAUUUCAUAUAAAACAUUCUUAGAUAUUUAAAACACAAAAUGUAGAACUCUGGACUGAAAAUGAACAUAUACCGUAUUGGUCUGAAUAUAAGACGGUGUUUUUUUCAUUGAAAUCAGAGUGAAAAAGUGUGGGUCGUCUUACAUUCGGGGUCUAGACGUUAUACCCAUUUACACCACUAGAUGGCGCCUUUAUCUUUAAAGCCAAUGCUGAACUUAACUCCCCAGAACAAAGUGAACCCCUGUCACGAAGAAGAAAAAUAAAAAAUAGCAGUAAGAAAGAAAAGAGAAGAAAAUAAGAGAAGAGUUAACAGAAAGUGGAGAAACGUAGCGACAAUCUGGAGAAAAGUGGGUGGAAGUUCGGCAGGUGAACCGGCAGCUGAGGAGAAGUUAUGAUGCAAACUUCAACAUGCAAAAUAACAGGCUUUUUCUCUCGAAUAUAUUGUUAUAAUCAUUUGUUUCAGAUGUACUGUAAUUAUUUUCUGUAUAAAAAUUGAAUUUGGUGUUCAAAAAGUCUUUUUUCAAACUUGAGUCUUGAAAAAGAGAGUCAUCUUAUAAUCAGGGUCGUCUUAUAUUCAGGACAAUACGGUAUAUUACAUUAUCUGUCACGUAUUACAUUAUCAGUUUUGGAGGAAAAAAAGACCAAUAAUGUAAUAAGGUGUUACAUUAUCGGUAAAAAUGUUAUUACAAUAUCAGUCAGGAUAUUUUAUUACAUUAUUGGUGAAGUUAUUACUAUAUAAAGUCAUGCUAGCCAAUCAGAAUCCUGGAAGAAAAUAUCAACAAAUGACAUGAGUAACUUCCAGUUUGACAUUUUGACUUUUUUCUCAAAAUUUCGACUUUUUUCUCAAAGUUUCGACUUUUUUCUCUGCUUUUUUCUCAAUAUUUCAACUUUUUCUCAAAAUUUUGACUUUUUUCUCAAAAUUUCGACUCUUUCUCAAAAUUUUGACUUUUUUCUCAAAAUUUAGACUCUUUCUCAAAAUUUCGACUUUUUUCUCAAAAUCUUGACUUUUUUUCUCAAAAUUUCGACUUUUUCUCAAUAUUUCGACUAUUUCUCAAAAUUUCGACUCUUUCCUCAAAAUUACAUUAUUGGAUUUUAUUACAUUUUCGAUUGAGUUAAGUGCAAAUUUUAUUACAUUAUAGGAAAUAAUUACAUUAUUGGGAGCUACAGUCCUCAAAUUCUGGCGUCUUUCAAGGUGCAAAGAGAAGAAUAUAACGCCUUUAAAACCAGAUCCCCGUCCAAACACGAACCUUGUGAAUCGGAUGUUUUUACUUCUCCACCUUUAGUAACGGACACUUCUCCACCUUUAGUAACGGACACUUCUCCACCUUUAGUAACAGACACGUCUUCACCUUUAGCUAACGGGCACUUCUCCACCUUUAGUAACGGACACUUCUCCACCUUUAGUAACGGACACUUCUCCACCUUUAGUAACAGACACUUCUCCACCUUUAGUAACGGACACUUCUCCACCUUUAGUAACGGACACUUCUCCACCUUUAGUAACGGACACUUCUCCACCUUUAGCUAACGGACACUUCUCCACCUUUAGUAACGGACACUUCUCCACCUUUAGCUAACGGACACUUUUCCACCUUUAGUAACGGACACUUCUCCACCUUUAGCUAACGGACACUUUUCCACCUUUAGUAACGGACACUUCUCCACCUUUAGUAACGGACACUUCUCCACCUUUAGUAACGGACACUUCUCCACCUUUAGCUAACAGACACUUCUCCACCUUUAGUAACGGACACUUCUCCACCUUUAGUAAUGGACACUUCUCCACCUUUAGUAACGGACACUUCUCCACCUUUAGUAAUAGACACUUCUCCACCUUUAGCUAACGGACACUUCUUCACCUUUAGCUAACGGACACUUCUCCACCUUUAGUAACGGACACUUCUCCACCUUUAGUAAUAGACACUUCUCCACCUUUAGUUAACGGACACUUCUCCACCUUUAGUAACGGACACUUCUUCACCUUUAGCUAACGGACACUUCUCCACCUUUAGCUAACGGACACUUCUUCACCUUUAGCUAACGGACACUUCUCCACCUUUAGUAACGGACACUUCUCCACCUUUAGCUAACGGACACUUCUUCACCUUUAGUAACAGACACUUCUCCACCUUUAGUAACAGACACUUCUCCACCUUUAGUAACGGACACUUCUCCACCUUUAGUAACGGACACUUCUCCACCUUUAGUAACAGACACUUCUCCACCUUUAGUAACAGACACUUCUCCACCUUUAGCUAACGGACACUUCUUCACCUUUAGUAACGGACACUUCUCCACCUUUAGCUAACGGACACUUCUCCACCUUUAGUAACGGACACUUCUUCACCUUUAGCUAACGGACACUUCUCCACCUUUAGCUAACGGACACUUCUUCACCUUUAGCUAACGGACACUUCUCCACCUUUAGUAACGGACACUUCUCCACCUUUAGCUAACGGACACUUCUCCACCUUUAGUAACGGACACUUCUCCACCUUUAGUAACGGACACUUCUCCACCUUUAGUAACGGACACUUCUCCACCUUUAGUAACGGACACUUCUCCACCUUUAGUAACGGACACUUCUCCACUUUUAGCUAACAGACACUUCUCCACCUCUUUCUUUUCUAACUGCACCGUAAAUUAACUGCUUUGUCUCUUACUGAUUGAUUGAUUGAUUGAUUGAUUGAUUGAUUGAUUGAUUGAUUGAUUGAUUGAUUGAUUGAUUGAUUGAUUGAUUGAUUGAUUGAUUGAUUGAUUGAUUGAUUGAUUGAUUGAUUGAUUGAUUCUGGGUGUGAACAGGAAGUGGUUGUGUUUCCAGAAAGGCAGUUGUGGACGCUGUUUUAUUCUCGUUAGUCCGGUUGCCUUCACAGUGAAAGCCCCAGCGCCUUCAUACAGUUACAUAUUUAUUGUACUAAACAUAAAAACCUUCAGAAUCUUUCUAACUCCCUCCUGUUUCUAGUGAAAACGUACUGUGAUUUCUGCGUAGCUAAAGAGGUCGUAUCGUUUGGCUGCUGAUUUACUGUUAAUAAUAACUCUCAGUUGUGGCUUUACUCAUGGUGACCUCACCCCCAAAACUGUUCCCAAAACUGUUCCCAAACGUCCCAAAACUGUUCCCAAACAUCCCAAACCCCAAAACUGUUCCCAAACAUCCCAAAACUGUUCCCAAACAUCCCCAAACCCCAAAACUGUUCCCAAACACCCCAAAACUGUUCCCAAACACCCCAAAACUGUUCCCAAACAUCCCAAAACUGUUCCCAAACAUCCCCAAACCCCAACACUGUUCCCAAACAUCCCAAAACUGUUCCCAAAACUGUUCCCAAACAUCCCAAAACUUCCCAAACAUCCCAAAACUGUUCCCAAACAUCCCCAAACCCCAAAACUGUUCCCAAACAUCCCAAAACUGUUCCCAAAACUGUUCCCAAACAUCCCAAAACUGUUCCCAAACAUCCCCAAACCCCAAAACUGUUCCCAAACAUCCCAAAACCGUUCCCAAAACUGUUCCCAAACAUCCCAAAACUGUUCCCAAACAUCCCCAACCCCCAAAACUGUUCCCAAACAUCCCAAAACUGUUCCCAAAACUGUUCCCAAACAUCCCAAAACUGUUCCCAAACAUCCCAAAACUGUUCCCAAACACCCCAAAACUCCCAAAACUGUUCCCAAACAUCCCAAAACUGUUCCCAAACACCACAAACUCUCCUCACCCCCAAAACUGUUCCCAAAACUGUUCCCAAACAUCCCAAAACCCUAAAACUGUUCCCAAACAUCCCAAAACUGUUCCCAAACACCCCAAAACUGUUCCCAAACACCCCAAAACUGUUCCCAAACAUCCCAAACUCUCCUCAACCCCAAAACUGUUCCCAAACACCCCAAACAUCCCAAAACUGUUCCCAAACAUCCCAAAACUGUUUGCAACAUCCCAAAACUGUUCCCAAACAUCCCAAACUCUCCUCAACCCCCAAACUGUUCCCAAAACUGUUCCCAAACAUCCCAAAACUGUUCCCAAACUGUUCCCAAACAUCCCAAACUCUCCUCAACCCCAAAACUGUUCCCAAAGCCGUUCCCAAUCAUCCCAAACAUCCCAAUACUGUUCCCAAACAUCCCAAAACUGUUCCCAAACAUCCCCAAACUGUUCCCAAACAUCCCCAAACCCCAAAACUGUUCCCAAACAUCCCAAAACUGUUCCCAAACAUCCCAAACUCUCCACAUUCCUACGUUUACCAGGAAUGCUAACGUUAUCGGACCGCACCGCCUUCACUCGCACCAACAACUUUUUCUAUCGUCACGAAUUGAUGAGCGUUUUGUCUUCGUUUCCUAAAGAGUUAGGAGGGAAUUCAUGGAAAUCCUGCACUUGGUGACAAGUUUUUGGUAUUUGGCAUGUUCGUUAUGGACAUAAGGUUUUCAAAAACCACCGCAAACAAACUGGGAAAUCGCCCCCUAGUGGCCGGUUUGCAGGAAAACUUUAUUCUCGAAAUUUCGACUUUAUUCACGAAAUUUCGACAUAUUUCUCGAAGUGCACAAUAAAAACAAAUCUUCUCCUCUCAAAUAUUUCUUCUCCUGCCUGGCCCUGAUUUUCUCCCGUAAGAAACAAAAACCACAGCAAACUAACUGGGAAAUCGCCCCCUAGUGGCCGGUUUAAAGAACAUUCUAAAUGUGUGUCAUUUGAAUAAAAUCCUAUUGUUUCAUUGUGACUUAGUUCUGAGGUUCAUCUUCAGCCUGAAUGAAUGAAUGAAUGAAUGAAUGAAUGAAUGAAUGAAUGAAUGAAUGAAUGAAUGAAUGAAUGAAUGAAUGAAUGAAUGAAUGAAGGAAUGAAUGAAUGAAUGAAUGAAUGAAGCCACUGUUCUCACUCAAUCAGAUUAUUUCACUACAGUGACAGUGUCCGGUCCAAUAAACAGAAAUCUGCAUUUCCUUGGGGGUGAAAAUAUGGGUCUAGAUCCAAAUAUAAUCUUUCUAUGUGACUUCAUUCUAGAGUUUUUUGGACAAAAAAUGACCUUGAAAAUGAAAUUUGACCUUGAAAUAGGAAAUGUAUCUCAGGAUUGAAUUCCUAGCACCAAAAAAAGUAGAGAAAGUAACAAUAUACAACAAUCUAGGACUGAGAGAAGCUGAGAUUUGACCUUUGGAGACAUUUUGAAUUUUCUGCAAACCGGCCACUAGGGGGCGACCUUCAUAAGGACACAUAAGAACACAUAAAACACUUAAGAAUAAAAACAAUAAAUACGUAAAACAUUAAAUAAAACAGGCUUCAUGUUAUUUGAGCAGGUCACACACUUGAUUGUCUUUUAACUGUGAUUUUAACACAGUUUUAAAUGAAUAUGUGUCAUUGUUUCUGAUUAGUGUUGGCAGACGGUUCCAUGUUUCCACUAGGGGGCGACACCAAACCGGCCACUAGGGGGCGUCACAGUUUGUUUGAUGGUUUUUGAAAACCUUAUGUCCAUAAUUAACAUGCCAAAUAUCAAAAACUUGUCACCAAGUGCACAAUCUUUGUGAUUUUUGAUGAUUUCCUCCCAGCUAAGACGGAAACGGAUCAUUCACUUUCCCACAUCGUUUUCUCUCCGUCCGGUCGGUGUUUCUGUUUCACCAACGAGGACGUCAGGACUCCGUCCUCGUACUCGUCCUCUCCCUGGACGGUUCUCAUUGUGGUGUAUAUUAGAUAUUAAUAAUAAUAUAAACCUCAAUGCACUUUUCUUUGACUUGAAUCCGCUCCGUCCAGUGAAACCUGUAAAUGUCCAGAACUCGUCACUGGAGGCGCCGACGUCUUAAAUGUGAAAAACACUUCAAUUUGUGGAUAUUUGCACAGGUACUUUAUUUAUUUUUUAGAAUAAUAAUAUUUAAAAAAAAAACUGGAUUUAUAUCAGUCACUUGAUGACUGUAUAUAAAAUAUAUGAAUAUAGUAUAUAUCUUAGAGUUCAAGGUUUAUUUAUAGCUAGAGCAAAGGGAAGUAAAACUAGAGGAAAUCAGUUUCUGUCAGUGACGACGGGGAACGACCUGCAAUCCUGCAUGAAAACGUUUGGGUUUUAGAGAAAUUUAAACGUGAUGCACAGCUCAGAUUGGAGAUUUUAUGAAACAAACACUGUCCGUCUGUCGGCAUGAACUUGGAUGAAGCGCCAGAUUUUUAUCCCCCGUCACAAACACGAAGAGAAGUUACCGCAGCUACUAGAGGAUAGAAAUCUAACUUCAAUUUAACUGGAAUUUAUCCUGAUGUUAAAAACCCAGGGUUGCAAUCAAGCCAUGAAAAAAUAAAUGAUGUUACUGUCUGAUGAUCUCAAAUAUUGAUCUGGUUGUUUUCUGAGAAUUUGAGCAGAAAUGUUUGAUGUAAGAUGGAAUAAAAGACAAUUAUUAGUCGUUAAACUCAAUCUUCAAGUGUGUGAUGGAUGAACGUCGUCUACUGUGAAAGAUUCUUGGGUUUUGAUGAUUUUUGCCGCAGGAAUGUUAGCAUACGCAGUAUUAGCACCAGGGGGUUCAGUAUUAAACCUGCACCAUUUUUCUUUUGGAAACAGUUGAUGCUCAAUGGGAAAGAAAGUGAAGACGACACAGUUGGACUUGUACGAGUGAUUUUUACCCAGUUCUGCUGUUAAAUUCCUUCCCCAGUUAAACUGUAAACUGAGACUGAGUGGUUGUGGUUUCUGAGGAGAACAUGAAGCUAAAGAUGAAUAAACUUCACUAAUGUUGGCA